Molecule: messenger RNA, 7243 nt
Organism: Eriocheir sinensis (Chinese mitten crab)
Lineage: Eukaryota; Metazoa; Arthropoda; Malacostraca; Decapoda; Varunidae
Exons: 10
Coding region: 494-7243 (2249 amino acids)
Biological process (GO): negative regulation of protein sumoylation
Molecular function (GO): calcium ion binding
Source: RefSeq, a predicted model, not a curated record
UAACCUAAUAUUGUUUUGAGGUAGUGGCGUGUGCUGACCUGGUUAGCGUGACAAGGGUCUAGCAUAAGGAGCACACUGAGGGCCAUAGAUUAAUAUUUGGUAAGUCAUGCUAUAGGUGACAUGUUUCUAGAACCUGUGGGGUGUAAUAUUGCUUUGUGGUUGUAGCGUGUGCUGACCUGGUUGGCGUGACAAGGGUUUGGUAUAUAAGGGGGCACACUGAGGGCCAUAGAUUAAUAUUUGGUUAGUCAGUCAGUGAGCCAUAACCUUGAGAGCACAGACAGGCAGACAGAUAAAGAGACUGAGACAGAAAAGGGAAAAAUAUAGAGCAACGUGACAAAGCAUGAGGGAGCACACCAAUGACAUAGAUUAAUAUUUGCAGCCAGAGCGUGAGACAGUCAGCCAACCAUAACCUCGAGAGGAGAGACAAACGGAGUGAAGUGGAGGAGGAGGGAAAGGAGAAGGGAGGAGGAGGAGCAAGGCACAGCGAGGCACGAUGUCAGAGGAGUGCGUGGUGUGUGGGGAGGCGGAGGAGGGCAAGCCUCUGUACAAGAAGCUGGGCUCUGGAGAGUUCAACGUGGAGGUGAUAACUGCACUGAAGGCCCUGCAGAUGCUGACCAUCCCCGAGGCUGCCAAGAACAGCAGCUACAUCUGUUGGGACUGUGACGAGAUUGUUCUGGAGCAGUACGACAGAUACUUGAAGGAGCAGAAGCAAACACCUGUGCCACAGAAACAGACAAAGAAACAACCGAAGAAGAAAAAGAAACGCGAUCGAGACAAACUCAAGUUGACCAUCUCCAAGAGCACCCAGAGGCAGAGCAGCAGCUGGGGCAUCGACAAGCCACAGAAACAGACCAGGAGCAGCAGCAGCAGCAAGAAUAAUCCAAGCAAGGCUGCCAAGUUUGUCGUCUCCCACAGCUACAGUAGCAGCAGCAGCCUCUCCAAGACCAAGCAGUUGGAGCAGCAACGUGCCCUCAAUGCCCACCAUUUCUCCCACUGCCUCAUGUGCGAUUGCAGCUUCGAAAAUGAGAGGCGCACCUACCAGCGCUUCUCUCUCAAGAACAGAGUCAACGAUGAGGUGGACAUUGCUCAAGUGAUGGAGGUCCUUGGUCUGGCGCGGCACAUUGCACCCGACAUUAAGUCUCGGAGGUACGUCUGCAACCCAUGCUUUGUCAUCAUCCGCCGGAGCUACAAGGACAAGCUGAUGAAGGAGACGACCGAGGAGGUGAAGGCCCCGCCCCAGCCCUCCGCCCCAGCCCUGGCGUGUCCCCAGGCCUCCAUCCGCCGCGCCACAACGGAGGAGCAUGCUGCGGAGAUUGCGAAAUUGCUGCCUCCAGGCCUGGCCGAGUGCUAUAAGAUCAUAACCCAAAACCCACCUAACAAGAAGACUGAGGCACCACCAGUCACACCCCAGAGAGAGAGCAUAGAUGAGAACAGUCAUGAGGCAGAGGUGGAGGAGGAGCCCAGCUUGGACGAGGAGGAGGAAGGCGAAGAGGAGGCCUUGAUAGUCUCCCAAGAUGAACACGGAAACUACCUCAUUGACAUCAAUGAAAGAAGAGCGAAGAAGGGCAGCAAGGCGAAGGGGGAGGACAAGGAGAAACCAGCUGUCCCUCAGCUACGCCAGAGGAAGAAAAAUGUGUUACUGCCCAAGCGGAUGCACAAACACCUCUCUGUGGGCCUGAACGACACCCCAGGGCUCUCCAAGACAGCCUCAGGGGAAGCAGAGGAUAUGGAGGUGGAUGCAGAGGGAAGGGCCUCUCCACCAGACUCCACCAACCUCUCCCGAGGGGCACAGAGUCAAAUGUGCAACAUAUGUGGCAUCACCAUAAACCACAAGCCGUCCAGCUGGUGGCACACACUCAGCAGUCCUCUGGCCAGCUUCGAGAACGUGACCGUCGCCUCAGCUCUCAAGCUCCUGGAAACCUGCUUGGCCAGCACCUCUUCUUCAGAUGUCAAGGAGGACCCCUCAGUGUGCCUGCCCUGCUACACCAAGGUCUCCACAGGCUUCAGGUCACAGGUCGUGCAGAAGAUUGCCCGCCAGAGGAACAUAGAUGUCAGUGAGGUGAACCUGUCAUGUGUGAAGCUGCGGGUGUUGCCGAAGGAAGCUCUGGAGGCAGUGGAAGCCCCUAGUGCUGUUAAGGGAGCCACUGAGACCACCAAGGUACCUGAGAGGCCCCCUGAGGCCCUUCCCACAGCACUCUCGCCAGACGAGGCUGGUGAGGGGGAGAAGGAGAACGUGGACAUUGAGAGACUCGUCCACAAGAGGAAGAAAGAGGAAAGCUAUAGUCCUGAAAAGAGAAGAAAAUCACACAGAAGGGAAGUCCUGGACAGCCCUGGAACAGACGGAGGUCAGGAGGGUGCUGCAGCAGUCACCCCUUGUCAAGGAAGUAGGAGCCAUUGCCCCAGAGGAAAGGACGGCAGGUUUAUGAAGAACGCUAAGCAGAAACAGCAGCAGCCCACCCCCCAGGCAAGGACUCCCGCCGCACACGCCAGCCAGAAAACAGCAGACACACCAACCACAAGCACCCAAGAGCUGACACCAAGAGGGAACAAAGAGCCCAAGGAGAUUGAACCUCUAGUCAUCCUCAAGGACCUCAAGUUUGUGUUGCCUCAGGAAGCCUUCAGCGGCAAGGCGGUGUCGUCCCACAAGAUCGAGAGCAUCAUGGAGCCCCCGAGUCGGCUGGACCAAUCAUCACUGGCCCACGCUGUGCUGGACACCAACGCCUCACCUCUACAGCUGGUCUUUAGUGCCCUGUCCAUCUACCACCCUCCUGAUGACGUGGACGCUGAACCACCACCAACAACGACAACACCCUCACCACCACUAGCAGCAGCAUCACCCAGCAUGGAGUUACCAGGUGUCCCUAAGGUGUGUGGGCGGUGUGUGGUGUGCGGCUGCAGUUUCACCGUCUCCGCGAAGGCCUGGUACGGUGUAGAGGAUAAUGUCCGCCCGCCGACGCUGCUGGUGCCGGUGCGAUGGGUGUGCGUCUCCCUGGCCGUCUGUCUGCCCCAAGUGUCAGAGGAUGAUGCACGACAGGGCAAGGUGUGCCAGCAAUGCUUCAAGCUACUAGGGGACCAGUUUGAGCUGUUCGUCAAGAGGAAGGUUGGGGAGUCGUGUGGCCUGGAGACUCAAGCUGUGGACCUCUCCAAGUAUUCCUUCACCUUCAACCCAACCACCAUGAACCUGGAGGCCGAACCCAAGCAACAGUCCUACUUACAUGAAUUUGAGGACGUGGGUCAGCUGCUGCAGAGGAUACAGCCGCUGGUGGAGCAGUUUAGCCUGGACGAAGUGGUGAGUGAGGGUGAGAGGCAGCCAGUGUUAGAGCAGCACUUCUGCGUGUGGCUGCUGCUGGUGCUGAAUGAGCUGAGGAUGCAGGUCGGGGCAGCCAUCAGGGACCUGGCCCGCUGGCUGCUGGCUCUGAUGCCCGCCGACAUGUACGAGAGCGGCCUCAGACCCUGCCCCAACAACCUGGCAUCCUUCCUCCUCAACAUAACCUCCUGCUUCAGAAACCUGACACAGGACAUGCUGGAGGGACCUAUACCUGCGUGGGUGUUUGUCACCGAGAACACAUUCCAGGCCUCGGAGGCGGGCAAGGCAGGCACAGCACUCAGCAGCAAAGGUGACGACAAGGACCUGUGCUGGGAGGACUUCCUGCAGCACGUGAAAUUGGACGCCCUAAUGGGGGGCCGCGCCCAGCCCGUGGCAGCAGAACACUUCACGCAGGGGCUGGUAUAUGCUGUGUGGCGGACCACCCAGCUGCUUGGGGAGGGUGAGCAGCAGCUGAUGGACUGGCUGAGGCAGCUCUCGCCUCUGCCCAUGAGCAAGGAACAGCUGGAAAACCUCCUGGCGAUGAUUGGCACACUGCACAACCACCUGGAGGAACACCCAGAAGACAUCCAUGAGCUGCAGCAGGAAGCCAUCACACGGCAGCAGAGCCCAGCACUGGGUGUGUCCGGCCCUGAGAAGACACCGCACACGUCACCUGCUCCUCGGACCAAUGGGGGUUGUAAGGCAGUGAAGCACAAGAGCAUCACACCCAUUGCUCCUGAUAUGAAGGAAGGGAAAGGCAACACCACCUCUAAGAUAUCCUCAUCAAGGAGGAAGAGAGGCUCCAGGCUGAAUAAUCUCGACCACAAAAGGCAUAAAAGCAGCUCAGACAUGUCUAGAGCAAACAGAAACAGAUGGGAGAGUGGUUCAUCCCAGGGCAGCAGUGGAUCCACAGAGGGGAUGACAGACACCAGAGGAGCCUCAGAGGAGGUGGACAUCACGAGUGGAAGCCUGGGCCACAGUGCACCCACAACUGACGCUACCGCAGACAUUUCCAAAGACACCCAAGAAGUCUCACGAGAGAGAGAUGUCACCAGGGAGACUCCUGCACCUACAGCUGAGUCUGUUAAAGAAAUUGGGGUGACACCAGAACCCUCACCAGAGAGCAUAACAACCAGUAAGCCAUCAGAGAGCACUGCAAACCCCACUGAGCCUACUUCAGAGAUUGUAGCAAUUCCUGCACCCUCGGAAGAGAACAUGACCACCAGUGAGUCUAAGGAAAAGACUGCAGGCAUCACUGAGCCCACUUCAGAGAUUGUAGCCACUCCCGCACCCUCAGAAGGUAAUGUAAUAGCCAGCGAGCCCAAGGAAAAGACUGCAGAUGUUACUGAGCCUCCUGCAGAAACAGUCGUGUCCGUCAGUCAACUUGGUGAAGAAACCACGACCAACUGUAACCCAUCAGACGAGACAGCGACCACCACUGUGCUGAGGAAAGGGACACCAGUAAAUGAUGCUGAAUCCUCUGAAGUGCUUCCUCCCACCAGUGACCUUAUUGAAGAUGAGGCAGCCUUCCCUGAGCCUGCACACAAGCCCACAGCCACCAGUGAGCCUGCAGAAGAGACCACAGCCACCAGUGAGCCUGCAGAAGAGACCACAGCCACCAGUGAACCUGCAGACAAAUCCACAGCCAUCAGUGAACCUGCUGAAGAGACCACAGCCAUCAGUGAACCUGCUGAAGAGACCACAGCCACCAGUGAGCCUGCAGAUGAAUUCACAACCACCAAUGAGCCUGCAGAAGAGUCCACAGCCACCAGUAAACCUGCAGACGAGUCCACAGCCACCAGUGAGCUGGCAGAAGAGACCACAGCCACCUAUGCACGUGUAGAAGAGACUGCAACCACUUAUUCAGCUACAGAAGACACCACAGCCUCUUCUGCACCUGUAGAAGAGACCACAGUCACAUCUGCACCUGUAGAAGAGACCACAGUCACAUCUGCACCUGUAGAAGAGACCACAGCCACUUUUACACCUGUAGAAGAGACCACAGCCACUUUUACACCUGUAGAAGAGACCACAGCCACUUUUACACCUGUAGAAGAGACCACAGCCACUUUUACACCUGUAGAAGAGACCACAGCCACUUUUACACCUGUAGAAGAGACCACAGCCACUUUUACACCUGUAGAAGAGACCACAGCCACCUCUACACCUGUAGAAGAGACCACAGCCACCUCUACACCUGUAGAAGAGACCACAGCCACCUCUACACCUGUAGAAGAGACCACAGCCACCUCUACACCUGUAGAAGAGACCACAGCCACCUCUACACCUGUAGAAGAGACCACAGCCACCUCUACACCUGUAGAAGAGACCACAGCCACCUCUACACCUGUAGAAGAGACCACAGCCACCUCUACACCUGUAGAAGAGACCACAGCCACCUCUACACCUGUAGAAGAGACCACAGCCACCUCUACACCUGUAGAAGAGACCACAGCCACCUCUACACCUGUAGAAGAGACCACAGCCACCUCUACACCUGUAGAAGAGACCACAGCCACCUCUACACCUGUAGAAGAGACCACAGCCACUUUUACACCUGUAGAAGAGACCACAGCCACCUCUACACCUGUAGAAGAGACCACAGCCACCUCUACACCUGUAGAAGAGACCACAGCCACCUCUACACCUGUAGAAGAGACCACAGCCACCUCUACACCUGUAGAAGAGACCACAGCCACCUCUACACCUGUAGAAGAGACCACAGCCACCUCUACACCUGUAGAAGAGACCACAGUCGCAUCUGCACCCGUAGAAGAGAUCACAGCCACUUUUGCACCUGUAGAAGAGACCACAGCCACCUCUACUCUUGCAGAGGAAACCACAGUCACUGUUGCACCUGCAAAAGAAACUUCAGUCACCUCUACACCUGCAGAAGAAACCACAGUCACCUCUACACCUGCAGAAGAAACCACAGUCACCUCUACACCUGCAGAAGAAACCACAGUCACCUCUACACCUGCAGAAGAAACCACAGUCACCUCUACACCUGCAGAAGAAACCACAGUCACCUCUACACCUGCAGAAGAAACCACAGUCACCUCUACACCUACAGAAGAAACCACAGUCACCUCUACACCUGCAGAAGAAACCACAGUCACCUCUACACCUGCAGAAGAAACCACAGUCACCUCUACACCUGCAGAAGACACUCGUACAUCUGCAGAAGAGAGCAGCAGAGUUGGCAUAGGGUUUGCAAGACAAUCUCCAUCAAGUGUUGUGUCUGCAGAGGAGGUGGCAGGCAUCACUGAGACCCCUGAAUCAAGUGCUGUUGAACCUCCUGAAGCCACAGCUGCCACCACUGAACCAGCUCAACAGACUGUAGAACCUCCUGGAGACAGGGUUGCUACCCCUGAACCAGCUCAACAGACAGUGUCCUCAAUUCAACAGGCAAAGGGGCCGGGCAUCACUGAGUCUUCCAAAGAGAUUCCAGUCUGUGGCAAUAUUUUGGAAGCUGAAACCAUCCCUGAACCUUCUGAGAGCAUGAUGACUACUACUGGACUGUGCAGGGCCCCUAGUGCCAGCAGUGAGCUUAGCAGGGAUACUCAAGUUACAGUGGAAGAGAGUCCAGCCAUCCUUGGGGCUUCAGGACAAGAUAGAGUCACCACAGAACCUUCUGAAAGCCCUGUGACAACCCCUCACAAGGAUGCUGAAGUUGCUGCAAGGGAGAUUCCGAUUAUCCUUGCACCUCUGGGACAAGAUAAUACUGUUAGGAAACCCUACAAAACUAUAGUCACAAGUGAAAAAGAACAGGCAAGGAAGGGCAGGUUUUCCUCGCCCUCGACCAAAGCAGACAAAAGUUCCCCUGGCAGGACUCCGGGCAAGCCAAGGACCCCACAUGGACCCCCAGAAAAGAAGCAGAAGCUCAGUUUUGAGGAGCUGAUGAACUAUGACAUCAGAGGCAUUGAGCCCUCCUAG